AUGAAACCAGUUCAUUUUGCUGUCAUAUCAAUUCGUGGUAUGACAUGCAACUCAUGUGUAAAGCUUAUCGAAUCAGUGAUUAAAAACAAGUUCGAAAUAAUAUACAUAGAUAUCUCACUUAAAUCUGCUCGGGCCGUGAUCAUUUAUGACGAAGAAAGCAAUAUUAAUGCGGAGUGUUUUGCUACCACUGUUAAUAAUAUGGGUUUCGAGGCACAAGCAGUGUAUGAAAUGGAAAAUUCCGCUGAAUAUCAAGAUAAGAUGCAUGGUAAGGCCUUGGAGACUUGCCUGAGUCUUGAGUGUCUCACACCAGAUAACUGUGAAGAUUCUAUUCACCAGUGUCUACAAGGUCUUCAUGGUGUAAUUGCUUUCCGUGUCAGUACGUCAUCAUCUACUGUAGAAAUAUGGCACUUACAACAUGUAACAGUUUUUGAUCUAACAAACAGUAUUAAUAUGACGGGAAUAAAAGCUACAUUGAAACCUCAAUCAUAUAUAUACAAAAAUAAACCGAUUUUAAUCGAUGAGUUACCUUCAUUUGUGUUACCUAAAUCCCAAUCACAUAUAAAAAUAUCUGAAAAAGCAGAUUUGGAAAGAUUUACCCACAUCCCAUUGAAUCUUUUGAUCGUACAACAUAAUGAUGCAGUUAGUAUCGACAGGGUGGAUGAAUUACUUAGUACAUAUCAUAAUUCUUUGAACCUCAGCUACAAUCUACAUGUUCUAGCUUCAUCUCAAAAUGGAAGACUUCUGACAUUGGACAUUUCUUUUCUGGAAACGGAUACUGUUUCAUCUUCUGUUCAUUACAUUAAAUUACUCAGACAAAUUUCUGACUUUUUAACUUCUAAACAGUAUCCAACUGCCCGACUGAUACUAUUUAAUUCAUCCUCAAGUAAUUCUGAGAAAGAAAUUUUAUCUAAACAGUUUGAACCAAAGGUUGCAAGUUAUCAGUUUGAGAAUAAUUCACUUCAAGUGAAUAAUUACGAAAUCAUGAUUUCUUUAUACGGUAUGCAUUGUAAUUCAUGUGUACGAAAAAUUGAAUCCCAUUUUAAUGAAAAGUCAAUUAGAGAAUUAUACAAUCUGAAAGAAUGCCGUGCAAUAUUAUCAAAUGAAGAAGCCAAAUUUGUUAUAGAAAAAGAUUUCAAGGUGAUGGCCUCAGCAGAAAAUUAUUUUGCUCAAACAGCCUCUGAUUUAUUGAAAAUUGACGUAGUAAAAUUGCAUUCCGAAAUAAAACAGCUUGGUUUUACAACAUCAGUUACUACAGAUGAUACAACAACAGACUCAGAUGCUCAUACGUCUGAUAAGAAAGAUAAUAUUGCUGCAACUAAAAUAAAACACAUGUCUGAAAUUCCACCUGACUCGCUAACUACACAGCAGCAUUCAUUACCACUAGAUAGUGCAGUCAGUGGAGACAAACAAAAUUCUUUUAAGAAUCCUGUUUAUUUUUCUAGUUCAGACGGUCAGUUAUCCUUUAUGGAAAGUAAAGAGAUCAAGUCAAAUUCACAUUACAGCAAGUGUUAUUUGCGUGUUACAGGAAUGACAUGUAGCUCUUGUGUACAUACUAUUGAACAAAGUUUGUUAAAAUUACAAGGUGUUCAUUCAGUUCUUGUUGCAUUGAUUGCUAUGAAAGCAGAAAUUACGUAUGAUCCAUCUGUAAUAAGUGUUAAACAAAUAAUUAAACGUGUUCAAGAAUUAGGUUUCUUUGCGGAAUUAUUAGAACGACAUGACGACGGUGGAAAUGGUAGUCAAAAUCGUGGUAUCGUUCACUUCAAGAUCCAUGAUAUUACUAAUUAUUCGCAGUGUACAACGAUUGAAUCAGCACUGAUUAAAGUUAAAGGUGUACAUAAUGCUGUGCUAAACUUCCACACUAAAUGUUUACGUGUUGUGUAUAUUCCAAAUGAAAUUGGGCCUCGUGAUAUUAUGAAAAAGAUUGAAGAUUUAGAUUAUAGUCCCGUGUUACAUCGACCUGAACAAAAAAAUUUACAAGAAUCCGAUUCUCUACUAAGAUGGCGCAGAUCAUUCUAUUUCAGUUUAUUCUUUGCAUUACCAACUAUGAUUAUAAUGAUGAUAUUCAUGUUACUAUGGCCGCAUAAUGCACCCGAAAGCUGUCCACAACAUUUUCGUCAGAGAUCCUUCGAUCAUUCCAUGUAUUAUAAUGAUAAUAUGAAUAGUAAUAAUAGUAAUAAUAAUCUGAAUAAUUCUCUCAAUUCUGCUUUGCACACAACAAUUCAGUAUUCCACCACACCUAUGAUAAUAUCUGGUUUAUCGCUUGAAAAUAUGCUUAUGUUUUUACUAGCUACACCAAUUCAGGUAUUUGGUGGUCGUUAUUUUUAUAUUCAUGCUUAUAAAUCUCUACGACAUGGUAUGGCUAAUAUGGAUGUAUUAAUUGUGAUGGCUACAUCAAUCGCUUAUACAUAUUCUGUGAUCGUUUUGUUAAUUGCAAUCGUCAAUCAAUGGCCGCAUAGUCCUCGAACUGUCUUUGAAACUUCACCAAUGCUAUUCGUAUUUGUAUCACUGGGUCGAUGGUUAGAGCAUAUUGCUAAGGGCAAGACAUCAGAAGCUCUUACAAAGCUACUUUCACUUCGUGCGACAGAAGCUACUGUAGUAGAUUUGUCUCCAUCUGGAAGACAAAAUCUCAACGAGGCUAUAAUGCGAAGAGAUAAUCAAAAUAAACAACCGCCAACAACUCUGUUUUCUAGUGGAGUGGAAAAACGGAUCCCUAUUGAACUUGUUCACCAAGAUGAUAUCAUUAAGAUCCUACCAGGUGAAAAAGUACCUGUUGACUGUCGAAUCCUAAUCGGUUCAACAUCUUGUGAUGAAUCAUUAAUCACUGGCGAAAGUAUGCCUGUUACUAAGAUACCAGGAUCUGACUUAAUUGGUGGCUCUAUAAACCUAGCCAGCAUUGUAUGGGCAAAGGUAACUCAUGUUGGCGAAGAUUCUGCCUUAGCCCAAAUCGUCCGGCUUGUUGAAGAGGCACAGACAUCAAAAGCUCCAGUACAACAACUUGCUGAUCGCAUUGCUGGCUAUUUUGUUCCAUUUGUAUGCAUUGUAUCUUUGACAGUUUUCAUUUUAUGGAUUUUGCUAGGCUUUCUAUUUCCAACAAGUAUAAAAGGUUAUGAGCAUGGUUGCUCCAUUGCUUUGCUGGCUGUUGAUCACGCUUUUCGAAUGGCUAUCACUGUGCUGACCAUUGCUUGUCCAUGUGCUUUAGGCUUAGCAACUCCAACAGCUGUUAUGGUAGCGACAGGAACAGGUGCAUUGGCUGGUAUAUUAAUCAAAGGUGGUCAACCACUGGAAAAUAUGCGUAAAUUAACCACUAUAGUGUUUGACAAGACAGGAACUAUCACUCAAGGACGACCAGAAGUUGUGAGAAUUGUCAUGUUUGUACCGCCUGGUGAACUGCUAAAACGAAAAGAAUUAAAUGAGAAUGAUCCAUCUGAUCCAUGUGUACUAGCGCCAGUUUCAUUAUAUAAACCUCAAAUUUGUUCAAAUAUAUCACCUAGCCGAUUUUUGUAUUUAAUAGCCAGUGCUGAGUCAACAGUACAACAUCCAGUUGCCAAAGCUCUAGUCUCUAUAGCACGAACAUUUCGUCGGUUUUCAUCAUCGGCAUCAUUAAUUAAUUCAAAUGAUACAAUGUUAAAUUUAUCUAAUGAUAAGGAAAAAAAUACCGGUGAUGCAAUUCAAUAUGACACAUCUACUGAUUUUGCAAAAAUUUCGAAAAUUAAAACAAUUUCUGGAUUAGGCGUAAAAUGUGAUGUCGACGUUGUCCCAUAUGAUUGUCCACCAGGUCCUGAAUUACCUCGACCAUAUAAUUUUAUCAACAGUCAUAGUAAUACUAAUGUUAAUGAUAAUAGUGUUAAUCUGUUAAAACAAUUACCAGAUAGACAGUAUACUGAAAUGAAUGUCAAUGCAGCCUUACAAGUAAAACUAACUUAUGUGUCAUGUAUGUGGCCAACGAAAAAUAAAACCUCACCUGAUAUCAAUGAUGAUGAUAAUAAUAAUGAUAAUUCUAGAAUUGAGAAUAUUCAAGGAUAUAAUAAUCAUUUACAAAAUAUGAAUUCUACAAAUCUUUCAACUAAUGAGUUAGAAACAUAUCGAAAAGAAGUGGAUAAUAAUAAAAAUCAUAUCAGUGAAAAUAAUCCACAACAGCUUCUCAAUGGAUCAGAAAGUAUUAAAUGGGCAGAUUGUACUGAGGGUGGUAUUUAUUCUGUAGUUGUUGGUAAUCGUCAGUGGUUAAAACAGAAUAAUAUAGCAUUACCUAUAUUUUUAUCUACUGAAUAUUUACCUCAUGGACGUGAAUUAAACAAAAAUAUUCGCAACAUUCCAACUUUAGAAUCAUUAGUUGAAGUUGAUGAAUCACAGGGUCAUACAGUUGUUUUUAUUGCUAUAGACAAUAAACUUGUUGGUUUAGUGAGUAUAUCAGAUCCAGUGAAAUCGGAAGUUGAUUUAACUGUUGCUGCAUUACAUCAUCGUGGCAUACGUGUAGCAUUGUUAACAGGUGAUAAUUAUCGAUGUGCUAAUGCAGUCGCCCGUCAAGUUGGUAUACGUGAAGUCUAUGCGGAAGUACUGCCUGCCCAUAAAGCGGAUAAAAUAAGAGAAUUACAAAAUUCUUCUAUACGUCAAUUAAGUAAAGAUGAACAAUCCAAAAAGAAAAAGCAAAUGAUGAGGAUGAAAUCAAAGGGUUUUGUUUUAAAAAAAUGUGAUUCCUCAAUUAAUUAUAGAGAAAACCCAAAUAUGAAUAAAUCAGCAAAACAAUAUCGUUUUAAGUAUAAAGUUGAACCAUUAAUGUUUAAAACACACACUGACAAUUAUUCAUCACCGCAUUCUUCAAGUGAAUAUACUUUUUCAAGUGAUGAAUAUAUUUCAGAUGAUGAAUUUAGUGCUGAUCAUAAUAAUAGGUAUAAUUCUCAUGUAAAUCAUGGACCGAAAUCAACAAAACACCAAUAUUCCAUUACACAAAAGCUUAAAAUAUUGAUAAGUGGAAAUAGGUUGUAUAGAUCUUGUUGUUGUUGUUGUUAUGCCAAUGAAUUUACUUUAGAAUGUGGUAGUGAUCGUCAAUCAACGUCUUUCCGUCAUCGACAAGCACAACGUCGUGAAAAUUUUAAACAGAAUAAUUCAUCUGUUUCACCACAUUCAAAGUAUAAACGACAAUUUGUCGCAAUGGUCGGUGAUGGAGUGAAUGAUAGUCCUGCUUUAGCUCAAGCUGAUGUUGGCAUUGCAAUUGGUCGAGGAGCAGAUGUUGCUGUAGAAGCUGCUGAUGUUGUAUUAAUACGCAACUCUUUAAUUGAUGUAGUUGGUGCGAUUGACUUGUCAAAAACAACUGUACGCCGGAUACGUUGUAAUUUUGUUGCCGCAACCUUAUACAAUUUGAUCGGUAUACCCAUAGCAGCUGGAUGUUUACUGCCAUUUGGAAUAGAAUUGACACCUUGGAUAGCAUCUGCUGCAAUGGCUGCUUCAUCUCUCUCCGUAAUUUGCCUGUCGUUACUCUUAAGACGUUGGAGGAAACCAACAUCAGCAUCACUUGUCUGUCCUGAAUAUGUGAAAUUCCUUGCUUCUCCGCGGUUACCCGAUAUCAAGAUAAAAACCAGGCAAAGACGGGACAGCCAGUUAUCAUCAGGACUUCAUAGCCUAGCAGAUAAGGCAUUAUCUUUACGCAAUAGUUGGCGUAGUCUGCUUACUCGUCGUAGUCCACCAGUGUGUAACAAUUCUGAAGCAGUUGACAGUCAGAACUUAUUAGACACCUCUGGUGAUGGAAACGAAUCCGAAGAUGAAUUAAUAAGAAAUCCAGUAAUGAAUAGAUCAGUAACAUCAUUACGUGUUCAACAUCAUGCUGAAAAAAAUAAUCCAUCAUUUGAAAUGAGAAGAACGUGCAGUUUUAGUAAUCGAAGACGUCCAUAACCUUUUACUUCCACCACUUUUUUUGGAAAUUAUUCAAUUAAUAUUCACGCACCAGACAGAAUUCCAAAGGAAGAAAGUUGUGGUCCCUUUUCUUCCGCGGUACUUAUAUAGUCAGCUUGCCUUCUAAGUAUCAUACAAUCUUAGGAAAAAUUUGAAUCUACCAGUCAUUUGUUAUUAGCACUGUUUGAUUGACUAUUUCAGUUCUUGUUAUUUUUUACAACUCUGUGCAUAUUUUCCUCUUACCACCUUUAUUUUUAGUAUAUUUUGUUUAUUUCUUUCGCGAUCUGUAAACUUAGUCUAUUCAUUCUCCUAAAAGUAUAAAACUACCAUUACUUUCUUUACACAUAAUAUUUUUGACUGUGAAAUUUCAUUUCGCGUUCAUUUGUAAUUCGUUUAUGCAUUGCCGUUAUUGUGUUUAAUUAUAUAAAUAAUAUUGAUUACUGUUUAACUAUAGCUUUAAAAAUGAUAAUAUUUCGUUUUCCUGUGAUUCUUUUCUCCUUUC
This is a messenger RNA of Trichobilharzia szidati, 6388 nucleotides long. The record is from the annotation of a GenBank genome assembly. NCBI's taxonomy places the organism in Eukaryota, Metazoa, Platyhelminthes, Trematoda, Strigeidida, Schistosomatidae.